GUCACGGCACGCCCCUAGUGGACAGUGUUUACAAACACAUCAAGUAACACAGCGUUAUUUUCAGAAACAAUGCUAUUCCUAUUUGUGACGUAAUCUUUACUUCGGAAGUGGAAGUGACGUAAAACAUCAUUUCGUUCAAUUAAAUAAGCUCCUGUUAUUUAAUCGUAAAAUGAAUGAAAGUAAAACAUUUUUUAAUAUUUUUCUUGUUCUUUUCUGGAAUGAGAUUACGGAUUUAGAAAAUUGAUUAUAUUAGAUUCAGAUUAUAUCAGCCGCGUUUUUCCCCGCCAAUCAGAUGACGUCACGGAGUGGACCACGUGUUGCUGUCAUCGGAUGAAACGUGUGUUGAUAUACGAAUGGCAGUUUCGUUUUCGGUGUUCCGACACGCCCGUUCAUAUUUACGUUGUUUUCGUGUAUUGGAUGUGAGUUAGGAAUUUCUCGUAAUAACCAAUGGUUAUCUUUGUUCGCCCUGUCAUUAUAAAUGCAGAUAUAGAAGUGGUGUUUGGUAGCGGUUUUAGUUUAGCUUUAUUUUCUCUAUAUAAAGGGAAGAAGAAAUGUCCAAUUAUUUCUCAUCUGGCCGGUCUAUCACGAACACCGAAUAAGAUAUCCAGAACUCUGCAUAGAUCAUCAGUUGGUUCAUAUAGAAGAAUUUAGUCAUAACUUACAGAGGGAAGACGAAAAUUGAAGUUUUAUAAAUUUAUUGAACGAAAGAAGCUGACCGAAAAUGACGUAUAGUAACCGUCAUAGAAUUAGGUCAAGUUUAAAACAGCAAAGAAAGCAGAGAAAUUAUGGAAUGAAGAAAAAGUCAUUUUUAUUUUACGUAAAUGAAAUUUUACGAGAUGAAGUAAAACUAAAUGGUCAAGAAGAAAAUGUUGAAGUAUUGAGAAAUACUUUAAAUUGGCUUAUUACAGAAAUGAAAAAAUAUUCACCUCUUUUUACUAUACUGUAUAAAGACUUAUACUAUACUGGAAGUUAUUAUGAAAACUUACGAGUGAAAAAUGCCACCGAAUUUGAUAUUAAUAUACUUUUGCACUUCCCUUUUGAAAAUUUUAAUUUACAGAUUGAACCUGAUACAGAGCCUAAGGGGUUUGCUAGAUGUCGUUUUGAUGGUGUUAAAUUAGAUGAACUUACAUUAACUAAAAAUGUAUGUAGUGAAGUCUAUGCUAUGUUUCACGGACAUUAUUUAUUACCUGAAAAAAUUAAAAGUUGGUUGCAAAAAAUAAUUUGCAAUAUAACUGAAAAAACUGAAUAUAAUAUUGAAGGAGUUAAAAAAAUAAUUACUCGCAGAAAUGGACCUGCAAUGACAAUUCAGAUACAUUGCGAAAAAGUAAUUAUUGAUGUUGAUUUAGUUCCUGUAAUAGAGUUUCCAAAUUGGCCAAGUGAUGCAAGCUGUAGUUUUCUGGAAGAUAUUCCUGAGAAAGUAUGUGAUAUUGAAAUAAAUUUUUUAAAAAAUUAUAUAUAUUUUACUGGAAAAAUUUUGAAAAGUAUUAUAAUAUUUUACAUAAUAAAAAUUUAAUCACUAUUAAAUUUGUAGAAUGAAUGAUCACCUGAAUUGAUAUUUACAUAUUCCAAAUUUUAUUAACUAUAUAUAUUGUACACUGUAUAUUAUGAGAGCAUGUUUUGUACACAGCUAUAGUCAGUAUGUGAUCAAGAGUGAGACAUAAACGACAAAAAGGAAAGGGCAUGGAGUUGUCUGACUAGGUUAAGGGGAAAGUUGAUCUGGACUGCCACCUGGCAGUGGUCUACACACACAACAAUCAUGGUACAUGAUAAUUUAAUAUUUCAAUUGUAUUGCAAUUAUUUAAUGAAUGUAUUUACAGUUAUA
Messenger RNA from Centruroides sculpturatus (bark scorpion), 1822 nucleotides. Its product is annotated as cyclic GMP-AMP synthase-like. The record is from RefSeq and is a predicted model, not a curated record. NCBI's taxonomy places the organism in Eukaryota, Metazoa, Arthropoda, Arachnida, Scorpiones, Buthidae. The transcript is spliced from 4 exons. The coding region runs from base 722 to 1513 and encodes 263 amino acids.